Chara braunii is the source of this 7169-nucleotide messenger RNA. The record is from the annotation of a GenBank genome assembly. NCBI's taxonomy places the organism in Eukaryota, Viridiplantae, Streptophyta, Charophyceae, Charales, Characeae.
AAGAGUCGUCAUUCUUGUGACUACUCGACACACUCGUCAUUCUUGUGAAUACUCGACACACAGUGUCACGUGGAAAUCAAAGAGGGGUUGUUCCUGAUUUCAGGACAUUGGGGGUAAAUAUAAGUGUGGGUGUUUGAGGCGGUUGUUUUUGACCCGUAGAAAACGGACUUGGUAGAUUAUGAACGGUCUCUUUUGACGGAAUGCGGCGCCGGCGAAUGGCUCCUUUGUGUGGAGCGGUGACCACUCUUCUAUACGUGAGUCUCGCGGGAUCAAUGUAAGUUUUCACAAUGGGAUAACGGGCAAAAGAGAUUGCCUCUCUCGUGAAGAGGGGAACCCACCGCCUCGGGUACUGUCGGGCAGCGAUUUGUCACUGUUAAGUACUGGCUUCGGCGUUCUGGGUUUCUUUCGUUGACACACCCAGCAGGAUCUCCCUACCCUCUGUUUCAAAAUCAAGAUGUCCAUGAGAAGCAGGGGAGGUUAGAUCAGAGGUUGGUGAGAGAGAGAGAGAGAGAGAGAGAGAGAGAGAGAGAGAGAGAGAGAGAGAGAGAGAGAGAGAGAGAGAGAGAGAGUACAACUUUGGGUUGAGGAACAGUGAGAAACACAACACGGCUUGCAGGGUCAAGCGAGAGUUUGGUGUCUGAAGGACAGACAGACAAGUGAAGGCCAUUGGCCGUGUUGUCCCGAGGACUUGGUGAAAUGUUAUUCCCUUUGUUCCCCUACCGUGGUUUCAAACGUUAGGGAGGACGUUGCUGUGUCUUGUGGUGGGCUGGGUGGGUGACGAUCUCUGAGUGCUGCGGCUGAAUCAUGCCGACGUCUGAUUGAAUGUUGCCUGAAGGAGACGGCUGGGCAGAACGGGUGGCUGCUGGUCGACAAUCGGAGGGUUAUCCCUGUUAGCGAAUCGUGACGUGUGAUUCUGUGAGGCGAGGUCGGUCGCUUGACUCUGUAGUUCGGCUAUGCUUGGGGCGAGUAUUCUCUGCGCCCAAACCACAGUCACCACAUACAGAAAAGAUAAAAUUAUGGCGGCGUAUGCUUCUGUGUUCUAGCGGAAGAUGCAUUCGCAUUCUCGUUUUGCAAAUUUGGUGAGUGGUGGAGGUGCGAGGCCCUGAUUCUCUCUCUGUGUUUCCUCUUCUACACUCUUUGAUUGACCCGCGCGUCCGAAAAAGCGGGAGGCUUUCCUGCCGGGGGGGGAAGAGGAUGUACCGGUGAGGAGGGAGGGGCAUUGGGGUCCAUGGAAGGGGCGGUGGCCUCUGUUUCUAGGUGCGUGGGCGCGGCCGGCGGCGAUCGCUUCGCGGCCGCCUGCGGAGUCGGCGCGCAGUACGGCGCAUCGUCCGACCGUUUCAGCUGCCGCCUAGGCGGCGACAGACCGGUCGGUAUCCCGACAUGUGCGAUCGGCGGGGCGGCGGUGAUUGCGAAUCCUUCGACGGAGAGGCGUGCGCGCGGUGACACGUGGCCAUCGUCGCGUUGCUGUUGCGUAAGCCAUUCCCGGGAGACCAGUUAUCGCGGCGGCGGCGACGGCGACCUCGUCUCUCCUCCCGUGCGCGCCGCCCCUGUCCUCUCCUCCUCCACGUGUCACGCUGCUGGCGAUCAACGUUUUGCGAGAGGGGGCAGAGCAACAGCAGCUGCCGUCGUUCGAAUCUCAGCUGCUGUUGGUUGGACGUCCGGUGCAGCCGUCCGAACGUCCGGACCGGUCGUACGAACCGCACGCGAGGCGGCGGUCCGGUCUUCAAAUGCGGUCGUCCGAACCUCACCUACGCCUGCCCGCUCCUCCUCCGAUGUGGUCAGCGGAACUUCGAGACAGGUCGUUGACUCGAGAAGCCGCGGUCCGCGGCCGCGGCCGGGGGAAGGUGAGCGCUUGUUGCGAACGAGUGCCAACAGUAAGCCACGUGGAUCGUCCAAGGAGGGUUUAGUACUAGAGAAAGGGGGCGGGGAUUGUCGGCGCCGCUCACUCCGCCGUCCCCCUCGCUUCCGCCGCCUUCGCGGCAUCUGCUCGCUCUCCCUUUCUUAUCUCGUCGGUGGUUGCCCGGCCUGCUGCGCCUUGUGCAGCAGGCCGGCGGCGGUUUCCCCACGUGUGCCACUUGGAGCGGACGGCUUCUUCUUCUUUACGACACUGACGUCCACGUGGCUGGGCAGGAAGCUGAGGAGGAACAAAAAAAGGAUAACCAUAGAACCAAUUUGGCGAGAAAAUGGCUCGUUGGUCGGGGAAGGAGGAGGAGGAGGAGGAGGAGGAGGGAGGCAGACACCAUUUCAUAGCGAUGCACAAAGACAAUUUCAUAGCGAUGCACAAAGGGAGGGCAAGGGGGAGGUUCUCCUCUCUCCCCUCCUCCCUCCCCUCGACCGUCGCUCUCACGUCCUUGCGUCUCGGGAUGGCCCCCGGCCAAAACCGGCGGCGGCUUGGACCGACUUACCGCACCUCCUCCUAUCGUCAUGCCCGAGGUCCGAUCGAUCACCACCACCGCUAUCACGAUCCUCCUCGGCAUUAUCCUGGAGGAGCAGGACGGCAAGUUGGCGGGGGCGAUGGAGAGGACAACGACGCAAUUCAAUGAUUGCCAAGGCGGGGGUAGAGAUCGCUAGCGCUAUAGAUGUUAUCAACAACCUAGGAUUGGACACUUUGACUUUCCUCGUCACCGCGGUGCUGGUGAUUCCCACCUUCAAGCGCAUGAACGUUAGUCCGGUCCUCGGCUUCCUGUUGUCCGGACUUGUUCUGAACCAUUUUGGCUGGUUCCGCAACGUGGCGGACAUCGAGGCGCUUUCCGAAUUAGGAAUACUUUUCCUUCUCUUCGAGAUGGGACUAGAGUUGUCCCUUGGACGAUUGAAGGCACUUGCCAAGUUCGCCUUUGGAAUGGGUCUACUCCAGGUGGUCACCACCACUCUGGCUUUCACGUUUUUUGAGCUGCCGCCUUAUAGCGCGCUGGGAACGAAGCUUCUCGAAUGGGCUUUCCAUUCGAGGCACGACUUGGUGAACAUCCGGACGAUCGACGAAGCGGUGGUGAUUGGCGCCGCGCUCUCGCUCUCCUCCUCUGCUUUCGUCUUGCAGCUGCUUGCGGAGAAGGGAGAACUGCCUACCCGAUUCGGAUCGGCAACGCUUGGUAUCUUGCUGCUACAAGACAUCGCCGUCGUCCCUUUGCUUGUCAUCUUGCCCAUCUUGGAGAGCGGCCAGUUCUCCGGCGGCUCGUCUGAGCUCUUCCUCACUCUCGGCGUCGCCAGCCUCAAGGGUUUGCUAGGACUCGGUCUGUUGCUGCUCGGGGGGAAGCUGAUACUUCGUCGCGUUUUUGAACUGGUCGCAUCCUCCCGCAGUCCUGAGGCCUUCGUUGCCCUCUGCCUUCUUACGGUCACCGGCACGUCGCUGAUCACGCAGAGAUUAGGGUUUAGCGACACUCUGGGAGCGUUCUUGGCGGGGGCUUUGCUGGCGGGAACCAACUUUCGCACGCAGGUGGAGGCGGACAUUCGUCCGUUCCGCGGCUUGCUGCUAGGUCUCUUCUUCGUCACAACGGGAACGUCCAUCGACAUUGAACUGCUGGUCAGAGAAUGGCCGAAUGUCCUGGCUCUUCUCGCUGGUCUGAUUGCCAUGAAGACGGCGAUCAUCACCGCUCUGGGACCGCGAUUCGGACUCACGUGGGGGGAAAGCGUGCGGACGGCCUUUCUUCUGUCCCAGGGAGGGGAGUUCGCCUUCGUCGUGUUCUCUCUUGCUAAUCAGCUAGGCGUGUUGCCGCUGGAACUCAAUAGGUUGUUGAUCAUAGUGGUUGUGCUCUCGAUGGCACUAACUCCCUUGCUGAACGAGGCGGGGAGAAUAGCAGCAGCGUACGUGGAGAAGCGAAUGGUCGACAAAGAGGGAGAAGGGGAAGAGGAAAGGCGGACAAGUUUAGGUGGAGGAGGAGUAGAUUUAGCGGACGACUACGAGAUGGGAGAGCCAGUGGUAAUCAUUGGGUUCGGCCAGCUGGGACAGAUCUUGGCGAAUUUCUUGUCGACACCAUUGGCCACGUGGAGCAACAGCGAGAACGUGGCAUGGCCGUACGUGGCAUUCGAUCUGGAGCCCAAGAGAGUGAAAACAGCCAGAAGUCUCGGAUUCCCGGUGUUCUACGGGGACGGAUCGCGGCCUGAAGUGUUGUUGACGGCGGGGAUCAACACACCGAGAGCGUUGAUGGUGAUGUACAAGGGGAGAGAGAGGGCAGUAGAGGCUGUGGAGCGACUGCGCUUGGCCUACCCGACAGUACCAAUCUAUGCCCGAGCUCUGGACCUGGACCACCUCACGGAACUGAAGUUGGCCGGUGCCACGGACGUGGUACCAGAGAACACAGAGACCAGUCUGCGCCUCGGCUCUGCCCUCCUCGAGAAACUAGGGGUCAUGUCCGAUGACGUCACCUUCUUGAGAAGGGUGUUGCGCGACUCCUUGGAGAAGCGCGCCAAAGAGUUUACUCGAACGGAUAGUCCACGUGGCGAGAGCCAGGACUGGAAGGAUGUCAUCUUAAUCCGACCUUCUUCUUCUUCUUCUUCUUCUUCUUCUUCUACUACUACUUCGGGGGUAGCCAACGAGGAGGAGGAGACUGCCAACGAGGAGGAGGCGGCUGCCAACGAGGAGGAGGCUGCCAACGAGGCGGCUCAACGGGUUGCUGACGUCGGGUCUGCCGUUACGUUUGAAACCGUUACGUUGGCUCCCGACGAUGCUCGAGCCGAACCUGAUGAUGGUGGCAAUGACCAGGCGAUGGUCAAGGGCACGGCUGCUACUACUGCUGAUGGCGGAGAUACCAGGGGAGGGAGUAUGAUCUCCCAGACAGCCGUGGAGAGAAGAACCGAAGGUGAGGUUGAUCCUUCGGGUGAUGCCUCCACUGAGGAAGGAGCAAUGGGGCCUGGAGUAGGUGGUUCUCCACCUGCUCCCUUUCCCCAGGUCAUCUCUUCUCCGAUGAGCAUCGACUACUCUUCGCCCGAACGGGAUGCAGUAGCAGGGAUCUGGAUGUCAGGCGAAGGAGGAGGUAAGGGGAGGCAGCAGGAGGACGACUCACCUGUAGUGGGGAACUUGAUAUCGGGCGAAGCAGGUGAAGAAGCCAACGACGAAGGGGGUACAAAGGAGGAGGAGGAGCAGGAGGAGGAGGAGUCGCCUGUCCUCCCCACGGAAUUUGAUCCCGAUCUGCCAAUGAGGCAUGAUAGGGAUCCGUUGCCAGUAUUCCCAUCUGCUUCCGGUGAACUCCCCGCUGCUGACGACCCCAUCCGUGGAAACACACCCCAAGAAGACAUUACAUACGCGCCCGAUGACCCGGCCGCCAACACUUCCCGAACACCUACUCCUAUGCUGUCGUCAUCAGACCCGGAGAUGUCCUCCCUUGCUGGUGGGGCGAGGCAACCUCCGGACGUCCGCGAUUCUUCAACUGUGCCUUCGUCCUCCACGUCGGGAUCUGAAUUGGGAGAAGGAGGGUACUAUGAGAGAAGCAUGAUAGAUGGCCGGACCGCCAAGAAAGAGGAGGAGAGCGCUGCCAUUCUGACCGGUAGAGAACCUGAUGGUGAUGACGAUGGGGAUGGCGAUGGUCCUAAUGGUUGCUUGACCGAGGAUGCUUUAUCUUCGUCCUCUAGUCAUGUGAGAGAUGGUGGUGAUGGAGAGCGAGGAGGUGCUCUGGGCGCGCACGCGAUUGACGAAGGGGCUUUAGAGGAGUUGGUGUCAAACCGAGAUGCCGUGGAGUUGAACCCACCAGGGCUCGACAAUGAUGUAGGCGCAGUCCUAUUGUCUUCCGUCCCGGAAGGUGAAGAUGGCGGUGAUGAUCGGACAUUCGGCAGCAGUGUGGUGAUCGUAGAGACGCUCGACCUACCAGAUAGUAUGCGUCUGAAAGGCGUGACGCUGUGCCCGCUGGUAGCCGAGGAGGACGAUGUUACGGAUGUGGAGGCGCUUGAUGAAUCUAUUCCCUACAUAAAGGUUUUUGACGUCUCAGAUCCCGACAUAGUGUCUGGAGAAGGGGACGGAAUCUGACCACCACGUGUUAGGCCCUGGGGUAUGUCGGUUGGACAAGAGACGUCGUGGCAGUGGGUUAGCGCGUCUGUAGAGCGUUGGGCUCCGUCAGAUCGGAGUCGACACUGCACUCGCGUAGGGGCUCAGUACCGGGUAGCUUGCCUCGGGCGGUAAGUCCAGGAGAUGGAGGAGGGUUUAUGGGGAUGUUCGUUCGGUUUGAUGAGGCGGACAAAGGGUCCACCGAGAGGUGUAGAAGAGGCGGACAAAGGGUUCACAGAGAGGGUUUUCGGACGUCACGACGGACCCGCGAGGACAACCAUGGCCCAGUCGAGCUGGAAAAUCCCCAGAAUACCUAGCCGCAUCGUCAGAGUACACCCCGACCUCUGAAUCGUGCAAAUCGUGCGUUGGGCUGUCCACACCGGGCUACCGUAGUCACGACCGUUCCAGUAGACAAAGGAUUGGGGUCUACUAGGGCAGGAGGUUACAUAGGCCGUUUGUUCAAGGGACCUGAGCAGGUGAGAUAUGACGGCAUACUCAAGAACUUGGACUUCCUCAAUGAGGGCAUAAGUCAAACUUGGCACUUCCUCUCGCCCUUUGGGACCAAACUAAGCCUGCAGCCCUCCAUACCCCUGGCAUUGUGAUGGGUUUGGAAGUCGAGUUUGGGUCCAGAGAGGAGGCAGUGAUGGUUUAAUUGAACCCCCGCUGCUUCGCGGCCCUAGUGCAGAUGGCCGCAGUGCACACCAGGCCAGGAGGUCUGUUUUUUUUUUGUUUUUUUUUUAAUAGAAAGACGGCAGUCUUGAGAUAUAUCCACAGGUGACCUGCCCCAGGUAAUUCGAGAUUAUUAUUAUGGAAGUUAUUGUAGAUUAUAUGACAUGAUCAUGACUAAUUGAACUUCCUUAUUGAGCUUAUGGUGUGACAGGUAUGUUGAGAAUUUGCCUCUGGAAGUAUGUGGUGAAAUUGAGGGUCUUAACCCUCAGAGGCAGUGUAAUGGAGCCAUGAAUGUCAGCUGUGAUGAUACUGACUGAGAACUCAACCUGAGAGUUCUUUUUAUUGGAUGUGUAUUGGGUAUGUCCUGACCGGCCGCAGCAGGACUUGAGCAGCCACUUCCACUUGGCCCGAUGCUCCCGCAUAUAUACGGAUUACAGGGCGGCACAACUCGCCCCAGCGAGUUACCCGUGUUCACUGGCCGCGGCCACCAAUCCUCCUCAGUCCACUGAAAGUGAUGCCAACGGGAAUA